Molecule: messenger RNA, 873 nt
Organism: Miniopterus natalensis
Lineage: Eukaryota; Metazoa; Chordata; Mammalia; Chiroptera; Miniopteridae
Gene: NSG1
Product: neuronal vesicle trafficking associated 1
Biological process (GO): clathrin coat assembly; endosomal transport
Cellular component (GO): membrane; endosome
Molecular function (GO): clathrin light chain binding
Source: RefSeq, a predicted model, not a curated record
GAACAAUUUCGCGGAGAAGGGCCCCAAGCAGGCGCUGCUGGAGGACGGCUUCGACACCAUCCCCCUCAUGACGCCCCUCGAUGUCAAUCAGCUGCAGUUCCCGCCCCCGGAGAAGGUGGUUGUGAAAACUAAGACUGACUAUGAACCUGACCGCAAGAAGGGCAAGGGGCGCGUCCACAAGAUAGCCGAGUUCACCGUCAGCGUCACCGAGAGCAUGUCCGAGAGGUUCAAGGUCUCCGUGCUGGUCUUCGUCGCCCUGGCCUUCCUCACCUGCGUCGUCUUCCUGGUGGUCUACAAGGUGUACAAGUAUGAACGCCUCUGCCCCGACGGGUUCAUCCUCAAGAACACCCAGUGCAUCCCCAACGGCCUGGCGGCCUACUACGCGGAGCAGGACCCCCACUCCCCGGACAAGUUCUAUGCCGUGGUGAACCACUACAACCUGGCCAAGCAGAGCGUCACCCGCUCCGUGUCCCCCUGGAUGUCCGUGCUGUCCGAGGAGAAGCUGUCGGAGCAGGAGACUGAGGCUGCGGAGAAGUCGGCCUAGUGUGAUGGGCGUGGGCCACCUGAAGGUAACAAAGGGACUCUGAGGGACACUUCAUUAAGUAUAAUUACCGAUAAUUAGAGGCUACUCAUUAUGGUGCAACUGCUUCUGUUUGCUAACGCUGCUUUGCAAAUAAACGCCGCAGACCACCCGUGGGCAUCAACCGGUGCGUGUCGGGCUGCUCAGGGCGUCCGACCACUUUCCACGGGCAGGGAUCUUAAUAUAGCUGCUUUGUUGGAUCUAUUGGAUGCUGUCAGAAAUAAAUUUUCACUGGAUGUACAGGGGGCUUGGGUUUCAGAUAAACAGUGCAUUUGUGGAAUUCUUCUCUUAAA